This is a messenger RNA of Acanthoscelides obtectus, 2407 nucleotides long. The record is from the annotation of a GenBank genome assembly. Lineage: Eukaryota; Metazoa; Arthropoda; Insecta; Coleoptera; Chrysomelidae.
AUGGCCUGCGCGAUCCCCGGACUCAAGCUCUAUGGAUUAUUACCUAUGGGGCCAGUCAUUAGUUUACACUAGGCUAUACUAUAACUAUCUAAAACUGUAAUGACUCAUCGAUGUUCACGUGAACAUCACUUAACUACCAGUAGUCGGCUGUUCAUAGGCGGGGUAUGAAUGUUUAACAUGGGUGAACUAGAUUUGUCACAUGCUUAAUAAAGAGUGGUUUGAAACAUAUUGUAAGUAAAAAAUUUGGGAAUUACCUUUAUUCAUCGUAGCUUCCACUUACAUCUGACAGUAAUAAACUGUCGCUAUCGCUUUCCUCGUUGAACUUGACUAUAACUGGCUCUAUGAUGGUGUCCUUCACAACAUGACGGAUAGCAUUCUGCCAAGCUUCGGGCGUUACUAGCUGUAUGGAAGUCUCAAGUAAAACCUUAACGUCUGGUAAUUUGAAGGUUGUGUUAUGACGCGCAAUAUAACCCUUCACUUGAGCCCAGAUGAGCUCUAUUGGGUUCAGUUCACAGUGGUAGGGCGGUAACCGCAGCACAGUGACACCACAUUGACGGGCCAUCUCAUCAGUCACGUAACUAAUGUUCGCAGGUUUGUGCGGUUUAAUUUUUUCAUACAAUUCCGCUUUCACACAUGAAUCGUCAAACGGGAUUCCUUUUUCGCGCAACCAGUGCUGCAUGUCACUUUUUCGAGUUCCCAUAGUCGGUACACGUUCGGCUCGACGACUAUGGUAGGAAGCAUUAUCCAUGACGAUCACAGAGUUGGGCUCAACUCGCUGAAGCACCCCUUGAAACCAGCUCUCGAAGCAGCUGGCAUUCAUUUCGUCAUGGUAAUCACCUCCUUUCUUAGAGACGAAAAUCAAGUCACACUCUUCUAAAAAGCCACAAUCGCUACCAAUAUGAGUAACGAUCAAUCUUUGACAUUUCCCUGACGGUCCACGAAGACCUGUUGACAAACCUUCAAUGCUUGCUUGUCGGUUACUCGCUACGUUUUUGUCUAUCCAGGUUUUUUAACUGUGUGACCUGCAUUUACCCAUGUCUCGUCCAAAUAAUUUUUCUGCUUUGUCGCCUAUAUUCAAUCAUUUCGCGUAGGUAUUUUCGACGCCAGGCGACUAUUUCAGGUCUCUCUAUCAAUACUGACUUUCGAUUGCGCGUUUCGUAACGAAAAUUAAUUUCGUGCAGGGAUUUCCUCAUUACCUCGAUGCUCAUUUGGGGUAUAAUUUCAUUUUCCUUGAUCGCUGCAUGUACAGCCUUGAGGGUUGGUAUCUCAUUCCUAAAGAAGAAUGAAUGUACGGUUCGCCUUAACGCCAUUUUGCUAUCGUCAUCCAAUUUAAUGGCCUUUCGUCCCUUCAAAUUAAACUUUGGAUCGGUAGUAGCUCCAGUUUUCUUCUUUUCAUGCACCACCCUGCGAAUGGUCCACUCUGGAACGCCUGUCAUACUUUCACAACGCGCGAGUGCAUCUCCCUGCGACAUAGUUCUGUUCAGAUAAUUGAACACGUUGAGCACGAUUUCUUUCGCGUCCCUCUUCAGUGCUUUACGAAGCCGUAUACUUGUUCCCUGGCUUUCAGUACUUCCACUGGUGCCAUUUGUACUCUCCAUGGUUAAGUAUAACCAAAACAGUAACCACAGAAACCACAACAAUAACAAUCACACAACAAUUCUUAUAAAAACACACAAUAUGCGAUCGCUCAACGAAACACGUUCCAAUGCGUUGCCGACGCCUUGAGUCUGCCGGUCGAGGCGCGUCUUUGAUUUCAUUGGUUCUACCGGCGGAGAACAUUCAGCCAUUAUUUCCAUCUAUGUCUGUGCUGUUGACCACCGCAAAACCACAGAAACGACAUAUAUGUCGUUCGCUAUACGGCUGUACUGGAAGGAAGCCGGGAUCGAGCUCAGAUCACGUGUUGAUCACGCGUAUGAGUCAUUACAGUUUUAAAUAGUUGUAGUAUAGUGGAAGAUGUGGACGAUUUAGAAGAUCGGAUGAUUGCUGGGUCUAACUCAAUAAGAAACAACCCUGAUGUUUUCGAAAGAAUUGGGCAGUUGAUGAGGUGAAGGUUGGAUAGGUGUAUUAGAGUUGGUAGCCCAUGCGUACAGCUCUUGUAGAUUAAAUUGUUAUUAUCGUUGGAAAUUUAUUUCGCUCUGUAUCUUCGCAAUAAAACGGUUUUUCAAAUAUAAUUAAAAGGUAUAAUAUCCUAUUUUUGCCACAUCUGUACUAAUUAUAUAAACUGAAGAGAGUAAACAUACUAUAGUUCUAAAGUACCGGAGGCUCUAGACUGCGCAGUUUCGGAGGUGGCCGCUAGAUGGCGCUAGUUGUUGCCCUCGGUGGCGCCACAACGUGGGCUGGGGAAUUUUUUGUACAUUUAUCACUGUAUGUGUGCAAUUUGUUUCUCUCAGAAAAUACCUAUUAAACC